AACCAACAACAAAACCUUAAUCAACACUAACGAGUAGUCACUCGAUAAAUAGGUUUCCCUUGGUACACGGGAAGCUCAUUUUACAUCCGGAACUUGGAUGGAGGAACUAUAGGUAAGUAAGUAGGUAUCCACUAGGAGAAAGGCGUAGGUCGAGCUUUCGUCUUGGUCGCGAGCUUGCAGAAUCGUCAGUCGUUUCUCGCGUCUCGUCGAUGAAGCACACCCCCAACCCUAUAUAAGAAACAUUCGCGAUAAAUCGGCAAAAUUUAAUCGUAAUCUCUACAUUUUCGUUCCAUUAAUCUUUCUCCUUCUUUUCGAGGAAAAAAAAUCAUUAUCCCGUGUAUCUUAUUCCAAGAAGAACAAAUCUCUUUUAUCGUUGACAAAAAAAAAAAGAAGAGGAGUAACAAUACGUGACAGAAGUGAUUAAAAAAAUAAAAAUCUUUUUAUCUUGUGAUUUUAAGUUUUCUUCGCAAAAGUUAAUUGGUGUAUUUUUGAUUGACGUGAUCGAUCGAUUUUUCAUGGACUUUUCAUACGAGAAAUUCUUUGCGCGACAUGAUGAGAGACAGAACUGUUAGAGGUGAGGAAGAGCUUUAAAGAUCCGUGAAUUAUGGUGGAUAAAUUGCACGAGUACGAAGGUUUCGCUGGGAGGGUGCACGAUGUUCGAGACAAGUUUAAAGAGAAAUGGGAGGCGUGGAAGGAGUGGAAGAAUGGGAUACCGAUGGACCAAGGGAUCGAGGGGAUCUUGAAUCAUAUACGAGGACCGCCAAAGUUGGAGAGAACUUUGGAUGAUUAUGCGCAUAUUUACAGAAAAAAGACGCGAGGAGAAUUGGUACGUGUAUCCGCGGCUGUAAUGGGAAUCGAAUUUUCAUAUGCCGCGGAAACAGCAUUUGUUUCACCAACUUUAUUGAAAAUCGGCGUCGAUCAUCAGCAUAUGACCCUCGUCUGGGCACUCAGCCCUCUUAUUGGCUUUUUCGUGACGCCGAUUUUAGGAAGCUUGAGCGACAGAUGCAGAUUGAAAUAUGGAAGAAGAAGACCCUUCAUCCUAUUAUUGGCUUUAGGAGUUUUAAUAGGAUUAAUAUUAGUACCGAACGGUGAGGAUAUGGGAUACGCGUUUGGAGACAUUCCAUCUACAUCGACUAAUUAUACAGUUCCCGUGGGACAUCGAACCACAGCGAAACAUGCGAAAGAGGAGUUAGCGAAACCUCCAUCUCACUCUUGGGGAAUUUUCUUCACGAUUCUGGGGACGGUUUUGCUCGAUUUCGAUGCGGAUGCUUGUCAAAGUCCAGCCAGAGCUUAUUUACUCGACGUCACUGUACCUGAUGAUCAUGCUAAAGGUUUAAGUACAUUUACUAUAAUGGCGGGUUUAGGAGGUUUCAUGGGAUAUGGAUUAGGUGGCAUUAAUUGGGACGCUACGGCAAUAGGAGUUAUGUUAGGUGGACAUCUUCAUGCCACUUUUACCUUGAUAACAAUUAUUUUUCUUAUUUGUGUUUCUUGUACUAUUACCAGUUUCAAAGAAAUCCCAUUAGAAUUAUUGGAAAAGGAUCAGGAAUAUCAAUAUUUACAAGAACAAAAGAUAUCUGGUGAAGAAAAAGAGGAUGAACAAAAGGAACAUGAAAAAAUUACUACGGACGAGUGUGUUUCUUAUGGCAGCCUAGACAAUGACCAAGAAAUUGCUACUAAAAAGAACGAAUUUGUUCUUAAACCCCUUCCAAUUCAAGAACCGGAGAAAAGAGCUGGUCAAGUACCAAUGAUACCAGAUGUAACCAUUCAAAAUACUGAUUACAUGAAACAUGGUUUCAACGAAGAUAUGGCAGGAAAUCCAAAAGCCACAUUAACGGAAUAUCUUCUUUCAAUCGUGUAUAUGCCGCACAGUCUUCGUAUGGUGUGCUUAACUAAUUUAUUCUGUUGGAUGGCACACGUAUGUUAUUCCUUGUAUUUCACGGAUUUUGUUGGAGAAGCUGUUUAUGGUGGAAAUCCACAGGCUCCAGAAGGUACCAAGGAAAGAGAAUUAUAUGAAAGUGGAGUUCGUUUUGGAUGCUGGGGAAUGUCUAUGUAUUCAUUAUCUUGUUCUUGUUAUUCACUGGUCAUCGAGAAACUCAUAGAACGCUACAAAGCUCAGAGAGUUUACAUUUGCGGCUUACUAUUCUACAGCACCGGAAUGAUGAUGAUGGCAUUAACGAAACAUCCCGCAGGAGUGAUUAUAUUCUCAUGGACCGCAGGUGUUAUGUAUUCCACGUUAUUCACUAUGCCGUAUCUACUAGUUGCACAUUAUCAUGCUUCAUCCACUUUCGAAGUAACAACCGAGGGUGAAGCCAUUCAAAGCGGAGGAGUACGUGGUCUUGGCACAGACGUUGCAAUCGUCUCUUCCAUGGUGUUUUUAGCCCAGUUCCUACUCUCCUGUUGUCUCGGGACAAUUGUUAGUAAAUCUGGAACUACUACGGCGGUGGUAUAUGUAGCUAGUACUCUCGCUGCUUGCGGAGCCAUUUCUGCAACGCAGAUCAUGUAUCUGGAUCUUUGA
Molecule: messenger RNA, 2515 nt
Organism: Apis dorsata (giant honeybee)
Lineage: Eukaryota; Metazoa; Arthropoda; Insecta; Hymenoptera; Apidae
Gene: lovit
Product: proton-associated sugar transporter A
Exons: 9
Coding region: 605-2515 (636 amino acids)
Biological process (GO): transmembrane transport
Cellular component (GO): membrane
Molecular function (GO): sucrose:proton symporter activity
Source: RefSeq, a predicted model, not a curated record